Messenger RNA from Chenopodium quinoa (quinoa), 1620 nucleotides. RefSeq names its product acidic mammalian chitinase-like. NCBI's taxonomy places the organism in Eukaryota, Viridiplantae, Streptophyta, Magnoliopsida, Caryophyllales, Amaranthaceae. The transcript is spliced from 2 exons. Gene Ontology annotation, cellular component: extracellular region. The record is from RefSeq and is a predicted model, not a curated record. Bases 167 to 1261 code for a protein of 364 amino acids. Gene Ontology annotation, biological process: chitin catabolic process; carbohydrate metabolic process. Gene Ontology annotation, molecular function: chitin binding; chitinase activity.
GUGUAAGAAUGGUCAAAGCCGCCUAAUUGUGUGGUUGAAAAUUCACACCAAGUAAAGUUCGAGCACAAAAGCUUUCUGUUACAAAAUUAUAAAUGCUUCUUACUAUUAAUAGAUUAUUACUCCCAAAUAAAGCAUUUGUUUGAUCUCAAAACAUUAUCAAAUAUUAAUGGCUUCUCUUAAGAGUUUGAUCAUUUCCUACACUACCUUACUUUCUCUUUUCCAUUUCGAGUUUUCGAAUGCUAAUGUUAAGGGUGGCUAUUGGUCUCCUGACGAUGGCCUCGAAGCCUCAGCCAUCGAUUCCACUCUUUUCACCCAUCUCUUUUGCGCUUUUGCCAACCUUAACUUACAAACAUACCAACUCACAAUUCCUCCGGGAUGCCAAACCUUCCCUCGAACAAUCCGACAAAAGAACUCGGGGGUCAAGGCCAUCUUAUCCAUCGGUGGAGGGAGCGCAGCCUCCUCUGAUUACAACAACAUGGCUAGCCAACCUAGCUCUCGAAAAGCCUUUAUCGACUCCUCGAUAAGCCUUGCCACGAGUAAUGGUUACAACGGGCUAGACUUAGAUUGGGAGCAACAAUCUAAGAAAGAAGAGAUGGACAACAUGGCAACCCUAUUAACCGAAUGGAGGGCCGCAAUAAAGGCUCAAGCUCCGAACUUGAUCCUGACCGCGGCCCUUCGUUUCACACCUAUAGCUAAUUCCGUAGCUACAUUCCCUGCCAAAGCUAUUGCAGAUAACCUAGACUGGGUCAAUGUCAUGGCUUACGACUUUUAUGCAUCAAGUUGGGUUCAGCCUCCUUAUGUUACUCGUCCUCAUGCCGCCCUCAAUGAUCCAACCGGCUCCACAGUGAGUGGAAGUAGUGGGAUUGCUGCCUGGAUCAAGGCCGGUGUACCGGCUAAUAAACUCGUGUUGGGUGUACCAUUUUAUGGGCGCGCUUGGCAACUGGUUGACCCUAAUAACCAUGGUAUAUUGGCACCAGCAACUAAUUUUAAUGAUACUUUGGUUCAGGGAGGUACGCCUACUUAUAAGAAAAUCAAGGAUUUUAUCAGUCAGAAUGGUGCAACGGUUGUGUACAAUUCUAGUUACGUUACUAAUUAUUGUUAUUCCGGGAUGACUUGGGUUGGUUAUGAUGAUACACAGACCAUUGCUACUAAGGUUGCUUAUGCUAAGAGUAACGCCUUGAACGGGUAUUUCGCUUGGAAAAUUAACCAAGACUAUAAUUGGGCUCUUUCUACACAAGCUUCACAGACAUGGGGAUCAUAAACGUACGAGUGCCGUAGCUAAAAGAGAACAAGCAUGCUUUCCCAUGGAGUUUAAAUAAAAUGUGCUCAAUAUUAUGUUUUUAUUUUUGUUAUAAUAAGCGUGGUAUAAUAUUUUCUAUAUUCUACUCUUUGUUGUACUACAUUACUACAUAUAUUUCUAUCACGCAGACGGAGGUACUCAGUUGAAUAUUGUUGUAUAGACUGUAUAGUCAAUAGUGUUAAAAAUUAGUACUAUUAUAUGUGGCCAAAUCAUUUUUUAUGACAAUUAUGUGACACAUUAGAAUAAAAGUUUGUAUUACGUAGUUAAUGUAUGAGAAAAUUAUGUGACACAUUAGAAUAAAAGUUUAUUGGAGUAUUUAA